AAGUGAUCAUGGAACUAGUGCGUGUUUAUAAAAAUGACUACCACGAGACCUGCAGCAAGUACAAUGAGAUGGGACUGGAAAGAGAUGAAGAUAUUUAUCCAAAUCAGGGCCAAAAACUCAGCCAGCCUGAAGCAAGAGCUCAAAACACAGGUUUGUCAGUAGGAAAUAAGUGUGUUGUGUGGAUCACUGUGUGCUUUAGCCUUAUGUGCAUUUUCCUGGUGGCUGCCAUUGUAGUACUGCAUAACAAGCUCACGGCAGAGAGGGAAGUACAAGCUACACACAUGUUACAGUCUGGUUCAAGAGAUCAAGCAGAGAAAGACAAGUUAGAAAACAGCUUCAACUUUUUGAGUCAGAAGAAACUGGAGUUGGAGACCAGAGUCAAUGAUCUGAAUGCUGUGAAAGACGUGUUACAGAGGAGUUUUGACUCUUUGAAUGAGAAGAAACUGGAGUUAGAAAGCAAAGUCACUUCUCUGAGUGAAGAACUGAAGAAAGAAUCAUCUAAACGAGGUCAGUGCAUAUAUAUAGUGCCUUGCGAAAGUAUUCAAUCCUCUUCAUGUGUUUUUUUUUUUUUUAUUAAUUAUUUAUUUAUUUAUUUAUUUAUUUAUUAUGUUUUAUGAGCAACUUCAACUCUUUAAGUCAGAAGAAACUGGAGUUGGAGACCAGAGUCAGUCAUCUCACAGCUGAGAAAAGCCAGUUGGAUACCAGAGUCAAUGAUCUCAUUACUCAGAAAACCCAGUUACAGAGCAACUUCAGCUCUUUAGGUCAGAAGAAACUGGAGUUGGAGACCAGAGUCAAUGAUCUCACUGCCGGGAAAACCCAGUUACAGAGCAACUACAACUCUGUAAGUCAGAAAAAACUGGAGCUGGAGACCAGAGUCAAUGAUCUCACUGCAGAGAAAAGCCAGUUACAGAGCAACUUCACCUCUUUAAGUCAGAAGAAACUGGAGUUGGAGACCAGAGUCAAUGAUCUCACUGCUGAGAAAAGCCAGUUGGAUACCAGAGUCAAUGAUCUCAUUACUCAGAAAACCCAGUUACAGAGCAACUCCAGCUCUUUAGGUCAGAAGAAACUGGAGUUGGAGACCAGAGUCAAUGAUCUCACUGCCGAAAAAACCCAGUUACAGAGCAACUACAACUCUGUAAGUCAGAAGAAACUGGAGCUGGAGACCAGAGUCAAUGAUCUCACUGCAGAGAAAAGCCAGUUACAGAGCAACUUCACCUCUUUAGGUCAGAAGAAACUGGAGUUGGAGACCAGAGUCAGUGAUCUCACAGCUGAGAAAAGCCAGCUGGAGACCAGAGUCAAUGAUCUCACUACUCAGAAAACCCAGUUACAGAGCAACUUCAACUCUUUAGGUCAGAAGAAACUGGAGUUGGAGACCAGAGUCAAUGGUCUCACUGCUGGGAAAACCCAGUUACAGAGAAACUACAACUCUGUAAGUCAGAAAAAACUGGAGUUGGAGACCAGAGUCAGUGUUCUCACUGCUGAGAAAAGCCAGUUGGAGACCAGAGUCAAUGAUCUCACUACUCAGAAAACCCAGUUACAGAGCAACUUCAACUCUUUAGGUCAGAAGAAACUGGAGUUGGAGACCAGAGUCAAUGAUCUCACUGCUGGGAAAGACGUGUUACAGAGGAGUUUUGACUCUUUGAAUAAGAAGAAACUGGAGUUAGAAAGCAAAGUCACUUCUCUGAGUGAAGAACUGAAGAAAGAAAGAACUAAACGAGGUUGGAUUUUCUUGUCCAAUGAGUUGAUGAGCUGGUCUGACAGCAGGCAGUACUGCAGGGAUCAUGGUGCUGAUCUGGUCAUUAUCAACAGUGAAGAGAAGCAGAGGUUCAUUUCUUCACUUACCACAGAGAGAGUGUGGAUUGGUUUAUCUGACAGAGAACAGGAGGGCAAAAUGACAUGGGUGGAUUAUUCACCACUAAAUCAAGGGUUUUGGCUCAAAAAUGAGCCGAACAAUGACGGAAAUGAAAACUGUAUUGAACUGAAUUAUAAAAGAGAGCAGUGGGGAUGGUCACCCCUGAACAGCUGGAAUGAUGCCCCAUGUUCAGAGAAGAAAAAAGGGAUUUGUGAGAAAUAGGGUUCAUCCCAUCUUAUUGUUGUUUUGCUUCUAUUGUCUAACAUAAUCGUUCUUAAUGUGAACACACUGCCUUUUAAAUAAUGAUAAGCUGAUAUGCAAUUUGUUAGAAUAAAAAAGUAAAAAAUAUAAUAAUUUUCUUAUUGCUAUAAUAAUCUACUGUUUCUCAUGGUGUGAAAUACGCUGACCUGAGACAAUGAACCUCCGACGUUUUCAUGUUUUUUCUCCAUCACAAGCAGCUCUAUAUUAAUAUGAAUUUAUUCUACUGUUAUCAUGAGUCUCAUUUGUUGAUCUGAAGUGUUGAGGUGACAAUCACAGUAAACUACAAAAAGACUAAAGUGUCUAGAUUGCUCUGAUUCACCUUCUUAUUUUGAUAUUGAGUGUCUGUGAAGUUGCUUUUCAGUUGAAUUGCUUUUUGUUUGAAUAAAAUCUUCAAUUACCAUCAUUACCAAAGUAAACUUUUUUUUUCAUAUUGUACUUUCUCAUUGUAUAUCUGCUGUAUUAUUCUAUGGACACAUUUCCUCCAGUCCAGCAGGUGCAGCAGAGAGCAGGUUUAUCAGACUGAAGUGAUCAGAGAGGAAGAUAAAUAUCAGAUCCACAACUCUUGUUGCUGUUUUUCCUUCAUCGUCAAUAUAAAGCACAUCACCAUCACAGCAGAGAGAGACCUGAUAAAGAGUUACAAGAACACACCCAGAAGAAACUGGAAUUAGAAAGUGAUCAACUGAAAAAAGAAUCUAAACCAGAUGGCUUGUUCAUAUCAAGUGAGGAGAAGAGCUGGUCUGACAGCAGGCAGUACUGCAGGGAUCGUGGUGCUGAUCUCUUCAUUAUCAAGACUGAAGAGAAAAGGAGGUUCAUAUUUUCAUAUAUUAAAGAUGUUGACAGAGCAUGGAUUGGUUUGUCUCACAGAGAGCAGGAGGGCAACAUGAAAUGGGUGGAUAAUUCACCACUGAUAAAGGGGUAAGUGCUAAAACAUUCACAGAAAAUCACUGUGGAUUUAUUUGUUGUCAGGUAUUUUUGCUAUUUUGUGCCAACCACAAAGUAGAGGCUAUAUAUUGGCCAAACUUUCAUCAAUCAAAAAGAAACUUGGUAUGCUCCUGGGAACAGCUCCACCUAUGGAUCACAAGAUAUGAAGAAUGGCUAUAUUUGCUUAUAACUUUUGAACAGUUAGUCAGAAAAUCAUGAUAUGUCUAUGUUGUCAAUGGAUUCCUCAGGUCAUGCCAAAUCUCUGGAUAUCGAUUUUGCCAGGAUCGGCUGAACCAUGUGUUGCCAUUUUGAAAUUUCACAUAAAUUGCACUAUAUAUUGAACCAUUUGACAUACAGUAUCUGCACAAAAAUUGGCAGGGACCAUCAACGGCAUGUCAGGGAGGAACCUGAGAAGCUUGAACACACCUAGUGUUCCAGAGAUAUAAAUAUUUUUACAAAAAUGCUUAUAACUUUUGAAAACAUUGUCCAAAUGUUGUUAUUUUUGUAUCAUUCCCUGGGUUAUUUGUCUCCUUUGUCAUUUUGCAUCAGUUUCUGAAUAUUGAUGCCAGUUCAUCCCAGCACGAGUCUUGCUUCUCGUUUAGUGCUCAUGAGGAAGUUAAGAUGUCCGUCGCUGCAUCAGUGGAGGGGCUAUCGGCUUCUGACGCCGGAGAUUCUGCUAAGCAGCCCCCCGUUGUGGCAGCUGCACAGCCGGAGUCUGAGGCAAAGUUGACGGCCAUGUUCCCCCAGGCAGCCUUGACCGCCAGGCUGGAGGUUGGGUUCCCUGCCUUCCUCUGGGCAUUUGCAGUCUGAUGAUUGGUUUCUGGCGUCGGACGCGGCUCUUGCUGCGCCCCCCCGGUGCCUUUCCUCCCGGAGGUUCAUGAAGAGCUCAGCUACGUGUUUGGCUCUUCCCUCCCCAACUUCCCUCGGGGGUGGGGGUGGCCUGGGAACACACUGACGUCCUCUGGUGGAGUGUGCGAUUGCGGUGCAUUCGUGCUUGCGAAAUGCUGCCACCUGGUGGGGUUGUCCGUGCUUCCCACCUUAGCCUGUAAGCGUCUGCCAGCCCUGGCUGUAAAGCAGGGCUCACAGCACUGCAGGCCAUGCCGCCUCCGCCCUGCAUGCUAUGAUCCUCCUGCAUUAUAUCAGGCCAUGAUUUUGACGUGCACAAGGGUAGUUCUGACUCAAGGUUGAUGCAGGAACUACGAUGACUGAAAAGUCUCAGUGCAGUCCCUUGGUCAGGUGAUGUCCAUUUUUGUGGCCUAAAAGUGCUAUUCUAGCUGAACCUAGUGGAGAUGUGUGACACCGACUAAGCUUGCUUUCUUGGUGUUCCAUCUCUCAGGCCAGCCUCUUCAGCGACACUGUCCAGGAUUUGUCCCAGCGGUCUUGGGCAGUUCACACGCAGCAAAAGAACUAAGAGUGCCCAUAGAAGGGCUGCGUUUUCCGUCUGCCUGUCGCUGAAGGCGCCCCCCUGCUGGCCCCAACAGGACUUGCUCCGCUCCCCUUCGGGGGCAUUGAGCUGGCCACACCUAGGGGGUGGCAGUCUGACAUUUGGGUUGCCUUGCAUGAAGUGGGGCUUCCUGAAACCAGACUACCCGGGGAUUAGAGGAUUGCUCUGGGAAUACCCUUGGGAAAGACAGGGGCUUUCUCCACCACUGCCGACUCCGACCUACAGUUCAACUGGUACCCACUCUUUCAAUAAAAGAGCAAUUUUCUCGAUGUUCUUUAGGUUUCUUAAAACAUGUUGGGUUUGUCUGUGAGUGAUGCAUGUCUUCCUCACACCCAAGCUCAACACAUGGUCUCGCCGUCUAAGCUGGGGAUGCAGGACCCGUCGCUUCCUCACACUCUAGUUGCGACAACGCAGGAUCGUGGAUCAGCUGCCUUAGCAGCCUGGCGCUACUUUGGGAUGCUUGCUUUCCAGGUUGAGCCAUCCUCAAAAAAAAUAAAAAAGCUGGUUGCCUUGCCGCAUGGAUGUUGGUACCGUUCCUAUAAUCCUUAUUUAAUGCAGGCAGCAGCCUGGUUAAUAAUUUUACCUAGUCUGUCUGCUGGUCGAUUUGGUCGGUCCAUACAUCCAAAAGAGCGAUGGGCUUCGCCCAUUCCUGGUUCUUGAGUUCUGAAUCGGUCCCCUCUUCAGGCUACCAUUUGGGUAGCUGAAGCAGAAGGACACGUGCUGUUAUGCCCUGAUUGCCCUAACACAGAUCGUGUUUCGGUCUGCUUCAGGGGUCAGACGUAUCAGUACAGGUCUUGGAUGAAUACAGGAGCCAUGCGGACUUCGGGUCAACUGGGAGAAGCGUGAGCUCUUAAAAAGAGAACAGAGCUCUCUCUUUUCUCUGUAUGGAGUUGGAUCCGGUCAAGACAUGUCAGCUGAAAGAGUUGGUGCUGAACUGCCUGAUUCUUUCUCUAAACUUUUCAGAGGCUUCCGAGGCAUAUGGCAGCCGUAGCCGCGGUCUUGCCGCUUGGCUGUUCCAUGUGAGAUCGCUUCAGCACUGACUACACGACUGGAUCCUGAGAUGGGCAUGGCACCGUGGCACACUUCAGGUUGGCGUCCCCCUCAGUGUUGCCACCUUCUCAGUCACUGGUCAGACCUUGUGUUCCUACGGGCAACUGUGCUCUUAGGCCAGGUGUCGAGGCACGAGGCACGAGGCACGAGGCACGAGGCAGUCAUUCGGAAGCCUCCGACACAAGCUAGGGUGCCGUUUGCAACAGGCAGGCAGCUUCGUGCUCCUGGAAAGGACCUUGACUGCAGUGACAUUAGUCACUUCGAGUUGCUAGCAGUGCUUUUCCCUCCGCUGGUUCUUACCAAUGCUGCGAGAUAAGCGCACGCUAGUCUUUGAGGACACCAUAGCCACGGUAGCAUACACCUACCCCUGAAGCCAGGCUCACACUACAGGAUUUUUAAAAUCCAAACCGAUUAUGAAAUCUGGUUGCAGCGCACACAUAAGGAAAAUCUUUGCAGAUUAUCUUCCCUGAAAUCUUAAACAUGCACACACUACAAGAUUGGAAAAUUGUGGUGCAUCACACACUACAAGAUAAGAUUAUCAUGACGAAGGGGAGCGCCUCACGUGAUCUUACGCAACAGAUUGUCAUUUCAGCAACUAAUGUUUACAAAUGUUAGUUAGCGUGCUAACAGCUUUAUGCACUCACCCGGUAUGUUCAAAACAGAUGAUUUCACUCCAGAGCUUUCUUUGCUCCAUGCGGUUGUGGUAUGUUUUCAACAUAUUUUACAGACAGUCUUACUACAAAAACAUAGGAAGCAGUUUCCUCCAUCUCCACUAUACAGUGGACCGUACAGCAGCUGUUUUGCGGUCGCGCAUUGGCUGUUGUGAAAGUACUGAUGUAAUCAUAGCCAUGAUCAUCCCGAUUUAAAAUCCUGAAUAUCAAACAUGUUUGAUAUGAUCAGGGCAGCCCCGAUUUGUGUCAGAGCAGAUCGGGGGGUGCAAGAUUCGAGCUGUGAACGUCUUACAUUACCAGACAAUCCGUGCUGAACAUCGGGACCAAUUGAGGUGCUCGACAAGUUUUUGCUACGAUUUUCGGGAGGGGAAAAUCGGGGCAAAAUCGGGCUAAAAAUCCUGUAGUGUGAGCCAGGCUUGAGGUGGUCUACGCUCCCGUCGCAUGUUGCAACUCGCCUGCCAUCUCCUCCUCGGGAGUCUGAUGUAGCUCAAUUCGCUGCAUGCUGAUCACUUUUCGGAGAAUUAAGUUGCAACCCCCCAAAAAAGG
This is a messenger RNA of Labeo rohita (rohu), 6745 nucleotides long. RefSeq names its product C-type lectin domain family 4 member M-like. The transcript is spliced from 8 exons. Bases 614 to 2074 code for a protein of 486 amino acids. The record is from RefSeq and is a predicted model, not a curated record. Lineage: Eukaryota; Metazoa; Chordata; Actinopteri; Cypriniformes; Cyprinidae.